This is a messenger RNA of Laetiporus sulphureus 93-53, 1440 nucleotides long. RefSeq lists its product as uncharacterized. The record is from RefSeq and is a predicted model, not a curated record. The transcript is spliced from 5 exons. NCBI's taxonomy places the organism in Eukaryota, Fungi, Basidiomycota, Agaricomycetes, Polyporales, Laetiporaceae. The coding region runs from base 85 to 1098 and encodes 337 amino acids.
CCAUCCAUACGUACAAUGAAGGCGGCCUUCGACAAUGCUCGAGAUCUCUUCUCCUCGUUUCCUUUAUGCUGCCCGCCAGAUAAUAUGACUGCGCUUCCUUCUGUAACACUGGCUCUGCGCGACAACCUCAUACCGCACCAUGCCAUGACCAUCCGCAGUGUUUAUACUGAGCUUGUGCUCCCCGCCGAAGCCGCAGCGAAGGAAGACCGCAAAGCCCACCUCAUCGCCAUCCGCGUUCUCGGAUACCUCCUACUCUAUCCUCUCAACGAUGUUUGUCGUAGCGUCAUUGCUCAAGAGAUCGCGUCCUGUAACGUUCCGUUCCUUGAAUGCAAAAUGCGGUCCAAUCAUCUUUCAAUCUACAAGCACAAGGAGAGGACUCCUGCUCCAUCGUCACAUUCCUCGAGAUCAUCCUUCGAUAAUCUGCAGGAGAUGAUUCAGGCAGUCUUAGCACAGAGCCCUAGUAAACCCGGUAGCACGAAACAACAGGCUCUCGUCAGAGACAAUUUCCGCUGCAUGGUGACUGGUCGGUUAGACCAGAAAUCUUAUUUCAAAUACUCGUCCGAAAUGGAACGACCGGAGGAGAUAACGGAAACACAAUGUUGCCACAUUUUCCCAAAUAUGCUCGGUAAUAUCGAGACAGGCGAGAAGGCAAACUACGUGGCGGAUAUCUGGACCAUGUUCCGACGAUUUGGUUACCGCGAACUUCAACGAGAGCUUUCGGGAGAUUUAAUUCACCGACUUGGAAACGUUUUGACGCUCAGUGGGAAUCUUCAUAGCAUGAUGGACACGUUGGAACUCUGGUUUGAACCGAUUGAAGGAAUGAAGAACCGCUACCGUGUCCAAAUAAUACAGGAUGCAAACGACCUGUUACAUGCUCCUAAAGAGGUUGAGUUCACCACAUCGCGCGAUAUUCCACUUCCGAACCCGAAAUACCUGAGUAUUCACGCAGCCUGUUGUCGCGUUGCUCAUCUUUCCGGCGCGGCGGAACCCAUUGACGAUAUUCAACGGGACAUUGAAGAACUGCCAGUACUCGCCAAUAACGGAGCGUCUUUGGAUACCCUCACCUACGCUCUUCAACGUCUUGCACCGCCGGUUUAGAUUUACAGCUACCAUCUCUGCCGACUUUAUUUACGCCGUGUAAUCUUCAGUCCGCGACCAAUCAUCUGCAUUUCAUUUGCAGAUGCCCAGAGGCCCGGGACAAUAUUGGAUCUGGUGCAAACAUGGCCGUAACAGUCGCAUUCUAACUAAGCUGGUGACAAGGAAUCCAAAUACUCGUCUUCUACGAAUACAUCAUCGUAUCCAUAUGAUCCGGCUAGCGUUCGAUGCUCACAUUAAUCUACUGUAGCUGAACUCCAGCACUGAGUACUGAAUACCGAGUAUUGAUCCCACACUAGCCGUAAUUACGCCGUUGACCGCUCUCGAAAUAUAUUUAUAUUCGGU